GUAUAAAAUGCUGCAGGACCCCAUGUGAUGCUGCUGCUGCAUCCAUCCAGGAUCUAUGAUCCCACAUGCAUCAUUCACUUUGGUGCAGUUUGCGCUUCACACACUUUCUCCACGCCCAUCUGAUCACUGUCGUCACCUCAUGCUGAAAUCAACAGUUAAUGUACACUUUACUCACAGCAUUGAGGAAAACUCGUUUUAAGGAGGAGCAGUGUACACGCAUGCUAAAAACAAAUUCAAUUUUGUUUUUUUCCACAGUUACAUCCCCCCCCCGCAGACCCUUUCUCUCGACACUUUAUUCUUUUUUCUGUUUUUCAGUUUUUGUCCAGUUUUUUCAACCAAUGUGUGCUGGAAGUUCAACGAGGAAAUAACGUAUGACGUCUUAGUUUCCUUUUUGCUGUGGCUCCAUGCCGGGGGAGGAGGACGCGAGGAGGGAAUCCCCGAGAGUUGCAUAUAAAAACUAUCAGACAAGAAGGUGGCGGCACAACACACAGUCCUGCUGAUCCACCAGGCUCCGCCACAACAUCUGCAUCUGACCAGAGAGAUGGCCAGCGUCCAUUUCUACCUCGCCUGCUGCGCGCUGCUGCUGACCUCGGGCUGGCGCGCGUCCUCGGCGCAUCCCGUGCGCGCGGAGGAGUGCGCGCGCUGCCCGCGGCUCUUCAGGAGCCUCCUGCUGAAUAUCAAAGAGCUUCUCAACAGUGACGUGUUAUGCUUCGGCAUCACGUCCACUGAGGUGGUGGUGAGGAGUGAGGCUGAGACUUUACUGGCCUGCGCACCCACCCUGACUCAGAACUCCGGCUGUGUGACGUCAAGAAAUUCAUCCUUCAGUGAGAGUGAAUGUUUGAGGAACAUCAUGAAGGACUUGGUUUACUAUGACGCUGCUAUUAAAUCCUACCAUGAGUUCCCAGUCAGAAGUCCCAAAGAAGUUGCACUUCUGAACACAACUCUGGGAAUAAUAGAGAGCUUGAAGAACUGCUCCCUGGUGCCAGAUACGGAGAAGGACUCUACUGAGGACGUGGCCAAGAUGUGGGGAAACGACACCUACACUAACAGACAGGAGAUGUGUAAGAUGAUGAGAGGCUUCUACGUCCGAACCAUCACCAUCAACCGAGCUAUGGGCUACAUCUCCUCAGGAGACCACAGGAAGUAAACAUCCUGCAACCUCCUCCUCCUCAUCAUCAUCAUCAUCAUCAUCACCAUCACCAUCAUUCCAAUCAACACCACUGAAUUUCUACUCGUUUAAAUUAUCACCACUGAACAAGCCUUCUUGAUCAUUCACUACCAUCACAACUACCGACCACGUCGUUCUUUACACUGCACAUGCUGUACGACUGUCUGCAUGGUAACUGCUCAGGCAUAAGCUAGCCGGCUCCAUUCCAGCCUCUCAGCUGAAUGACAGUCAAAAAUCUCGCUCAGGUUAGCAGUGGAGGCCACGUCGGACUACUUACAUGUAUGAAUGUAUUCCAAUAUUUGGGGGAAUGUAUCUAUUUAUUUAAGAUCUAUUUAUUACAUUUAUUUAUUUAUUUGAUGGCAUGUGAUGUUAUUUAUUGAUAUUUAUAAUAAAGUAUUUUUGGUAUCAAGCGCUGGAGUGUGAGUGA
Scophthalmus maximus (turbot) is the source of this 1595-nucleotide messenger RNA. RefSeq names its product interleukin 12a (gene il12a). Gene Ontology annotation, biological process: immune response. The record is from RefSeq and is a predicted model, not a curated record. NCBI's taxonomy places the organism in Eukaryota, Metazoa, Chordata, Actinopteri, Pleuronectiformes, Scophthalmidae. Gene Ontology annotation, molecular function: growth factor activity; interleukin-12 receptor binding. Gene Ontology annotation, cellular component: extracellular region. The transcript is spliced from 7 exons. Bases 542 to 1147 code for a protein of 201 amino acids.